Molecule: messenger RNA, 993 nt
Organism: Bacidia gigantensis
Lineage: Eukaryota; Fungi; Ascomycota; Lecanoromycetes; Lecanorales; Ramalinaceae
Exons: 2
Coding region: 1-993 (330 amino acids)
Source: RefSeq, a predicted model, not a curated record
AUGAGUCUCACCAGCUGCGCCCGGCGAUACUGCGGGUACUCGAUCGAGGCCACCUCUACCGCGACACUUCCCCUCAGCACUCUCUACUGCGAUGCGAUCCACCUGACCGACGACGUGCUUUUCGACGGCAAAUGCACCUCAUCAGUCAAGACGAUCAUCUUGCCAACCCCGAUCUCAUACGAAUUGCCCGCAAGCUACAGCACUGACAUUGCUGGCGCCUAUCAAGCUGGCAGUCUUGCCUUCUAUGAGUCCGUCUUCUCAACGACGCCGACGUGCGAAUACGAUGAGCUAACCAUCUCGACUACCACCUUGCCUGAACUCAGCACUACUGUCACUGCAUUUCCAAGCGUUGUCCAUGGUGAUUCUACUUCAGGUUCUGGGGGAGGGGUCAACCAUGCGCUAAAUACGGACAACUCGACCUCGCAUCGAAACCGCCUACUAGCUGCCCUUCUCACAUCUAUUAUCGGCGCUCUCAUGCUGGCAUUACUCGGUAGUGUCUGGUACACCCGCCGUUGGCGCGCUCGCCGAAGACAGCACCUCACCACCCAUCCCCACCCGCCAUCCCAGCUCGCCAUUCCUUAUAAAAGAUACAAAUCCAAACUCCCUAGCAUCCCUGAAGUCCGUAUUCACGCCCCUCACAAGCCCUUACACCCAUCAGGACUCUCCUCCACUCUCUUCACGAACGAAGAACUUCCAAGAUAUGGGCGAAACCUCCAGGAACUGCCUGGUCACGACAUCGCCGUCGAAGUCGCCACCACACCCCCGAGUCGCGCGUCAUCAAAGAAUCGCAGACUCUUGGACUGGUUGGGCCAGCUGGAAGCGAGGUUCAAGCGUGGGGUAGAGAGUAGUACGUCAAGAAGUACGAGGGGGACAAGUGGGAAGGAUGGACGGUCAUCUGAAGAUGAGUGGGAGGGAGGGGAAAGUAUCGUUAUCAGGUGUUAUGGAGAUUCGUUGGGCAAGAGGAUGCAGGAGGGCGAAAAAGGGUCUUGGUGA